Molecule: messenger RNA, 2735 nt
Organism: Saccostrea echinata
Lineage: Eukaryota; Metazoa; Mollusca; Bivalvia; Ostreida; Ostreidae
Product: tripartite motif-containing protein 2-like
Exons: 1
Coding region: 422-2389 (655 amino acids)
Biological process (GO): positive regulation of DNA-templated transcription
Cellular component (GO): nucleoplasm; chromatin
Molecular function (GO): zinc ion binding; ubiquitin-protein transferase activity
Source: RefSeq, a predicted model, not a curated record
UUUUAAAAUAAUCAAUGACUUGAAACAUAAAUUCUUGAUCUACAGGUUCCUUUCAUCACGCGUCUUGACUUGUACCCUUUGGAGGGUUUUAAAACUCUAGUUAAGGCGAUGCGCCACGGGGUGACUCGAGUAUGCACGAUAUUUUGUUACAUGGAUUGCCUUUUGCGAUGUUUUUGAAAAUUUAAAUAGAUACAACCAUGGUAGCAACUACACCCAUGAUGUUAAGUUGAUAGAAGUAUGUGAUUGUUCAAAAAGGAUUUAAAGAACCAGCUUUCUUCACCUUAAAUGGGCCCUCGGAUUUUAUCACGUCCAUGGUUUAAAACGCAAAAUCAUUUGAGCUGCGAUUAAUUGAUCAAUACAUUCCCCUAGUGCUAACGUUAGUAAUGAAUGCGUAAGGAGUUAGUUACUUUUUCGGAAUAAGAUGGGGGACCCAUCAGAAGUUUCUUCUGAUCCGCUUAUGUGUGGGCUGUGUCAUAAGAGAUACAACGAUCCAAGAAUCCUGGACUGUUUCCACACCUUUUGUUGUGAGUGCUUGGAGAAACAUACACAUAAUGCUCAUUCCAAGGUUACCUUCCCGUGCCCGAUAUGCCAUCUGGAAAUCACCAUUCCGAAAACUGGAAUCAAAGGACUCAAACAAAAUUAUUACGUCAGGGCUAUAUUGGCAAGUGCCACUUAUUCAACAAAUUGUAAAUGUGACACGUGCAAAGAAAACGAGCAACAAGCACAUUCCAGAUGUCUUGAGUGUAACAGUAAUUUUUGCAAGCCUUGCAAUACCCGCCACAUGAAAGCAAAUGAGACACGUGACCAUCAUGUGAUAGAACUGUCACCACAAGAGGCAAAAAGCAUUACUAAACUAACUCAUCGGUCAUUUUGUGAAAAACAUAAAGAAGAAACAGUUUACUAUUGUAUUUUGUGCGAAACCCCGAUCUGCAAGGACUGCGUCACAAAAGUGUCCGAACACAAGGGACACCGAUAUAAAAACAUCGUUGAAGGGGCAAAGGAGAAAAGAAGCAAAGUGAAACCUAUGAUACAGAGCAUGCACGAAUACCUGCCAUGUUUACAGGACUACCUCAAUGAACUGCACUCAACCAAAAAGCUUCUGGCUGAUUACGCCGAGGAAACUGUUAACGAGAUCAAAAGUCGUUGCAAAUACCUUCAACAAGAACUACAGAAAAUCUGCAACUCGUUGGUGGAGGGAGUGGAAGGAAAAUUAAAGACCGAAUCCAAUCGCAUAGAAACACAUGCUAAAACUAUCGAGAAUACUCUUCGGUCUGUCUCCACCAUUACUAAGUCGGCGGAGGAGGCGAUAAACCUUGGGAGCGACAGCGAGGUGGUGUUGAUGUGUCAGAAGUUACAGAAUAGGUUUAAGCACGCAGACAAAGAGAUACCUCAGGUUGGCUUACAUCCUGCCGUGAGCAGCAACUUCCAUGUUGGAGAAUCCCAUGGCUCAAAUUUGGAGGAGAUGUUUGGGUCAUGUGACACCACGGAAAUUAAGCUGCCUAUGUUGCCUAUCCCCUGGGGUCUCCGAAUAGCCUUAAAUUUUGAUGUUCAACUGAUGUACAACUUCAAGGUUGCCAACCACAUUGAUACUAUACAUGCAAUAGCUCCACUCUCAGAGAAGGAAGCUUGGAUUUGUCACGGAUGGGGGACCCAAGAAAUGAACCUUUACUCAAGAGAGGGCGAGAAACUUAGGACGGUCAAAUUGGAUAUUCAGAUUGACGACAUCCUCACAAAGCCAAACGGCGACAUCUUAGUCUCUAGCUACGACGACAAAAAGAUCAUAAAGCUAGAUGGAGACCUAAAGCAGACCGAUUUCGUGCAUCUGGACUUGUACCCAGGGGGAAUGACGUAUACCAAGCGGAACGAGCUGCUUGUCUGUGCAGUGGACAGUUACGUCACAACAAGGAAUUCCAGAUCUAGGCGAAUGAUCAUUCGAAUCAGCGAGGCGGGAAAAAUUAUAGAUAUGAUUGAAGACGAUGGAUUUACCGCCAUCUUUACCGCACCUUAUCGUCUGCAUGAGAACAUGCUGGGAGAUAUUGUUGUAUCCGAUCGAGAAGAAGCUGAGGUUCACACGACAACGAUCACCCUGGACGGGUUUGUCAAGAAUAAAUAUACGGGACAGAAAGACUACAGAGUGAAGAAACCAUUUAAUCCCUUCGGAAUUGUCUCCGACAAACACGGUCACGUACUGGUUGCUGACUGGAGUAACCACGCAAUCCAUUUACUGGAUUUGAGUGGACAGUUCAUUGGAUUUCUGAUUACGGAGAAUUAUGGAAUUCGGGGUCCCAACGCGCUUGCAUUGGACAAAGAGGGGUAUCUCUGGAUAGGGGACACAAAAUCCACUGUGUGGAUAUUCAAAUACUCUAGACGUGUGGAAAACAAUACAUGAUCUACUUAUGACAGGACUGGGACACAAAAUCCACUGUGUGAAUAUUCAAAUACUCUUUAGGUUUGGAAAUUAAUACUUGAUCCUCUCGAUUUAUGGUAGAAAUAUCCUUGAAAAUCCAUAUUAUGGAUAUUCAAAUAUUUCAGACGUGUUGAAAACAAUACAUGAUCCACCGAAGACUGAAUAAGGGAUAUCUGAAGUUUGGAUGUUCAAAUACUGCUGGUGUGUAGAAACAAGGAAAGAUCCACAAUGACUGAGUUAAUAGCUAGAAUUAUCCUUAUGCUUUCCAUUGCAUUUAUCCAUAUUUUAUUAAAAUACUCUUGUAUUUUUAUUAAUGUAUAUUAAAAAC